AUGGAAUCUUCAGCAUCUCUCCUAUCGGAGUCAUUCUCGUUGAGGGAUCCAGUAACUUCGGAGAGUGACUAUAUCAGCCCCCAUGUGACAGGGUUUGCGAUGGACGAAGACGACAGCCGGCGAGUCGGAGGUCUUGCCUCCAUACCUGACACCAACGGCGUGAGGUACCAUGCACAGCAGCCUGCGAUGCAGGAUUUACAAUAUCCCGGUUCCAGCGCUCUUGCAAUGACUCCUCCAGACUCGUGUGCUGAUUCGUUUUCACCCUCUUCUGUUCCUAUCUUCCCUCAUCUCUCCCAGCUUCAGCAUUCCUUUGAUAGAAUGGAUUUCCGACGAGUGCCAGCGCUCCAACCACCGACUGGUAUUCCAUCUGCUACCCAGAGCUCAGGGUAUGCUUUGAACUCUAUACCUCCCCUGAUAGGGCGCAACAAUAGCUACGGGGGCUCAUAUGCUUUACACCGCGGAAGUGUUGGAGCUAUGGGUCUGCCUCUGGCUGGAAUGAAUGAUAUUCCUCCUCGUCACCAGUAUUCAGGGACGCCUCGAGCGUUAGAAAACUUGGAGCGAUCCCCGAACAGCCUAUAUCAACAACCUUUGGUGGAUUCCACGCAGCACUCACAGCCACAGAUUGAGGCACCGCCUUUCGAUGAUACGACUUUCCUUGAAACCAUUGUUGCAGAUUUAGGGGGGCAAUACCAAACGUUGAAGCCAGAAAUUCAAGCAAAAAUGGGCCGUGGCUUCUUCCCAUCCGAUGGCAAAUGGACCUGCUAUCGACGAAACUAUUUCUCAGUGACCUGCGGCUUCGGGCUCCAUCCUUGGCCUCACACUGUUCCUCUUUAUAUCCGCUAUCCGGAUCAGACAGUCGAGCUUAUUCGCGGGUUUGCAAUGGCCAUCUCGGCUAUUGUGAAUGGCCAAUAUGGAGGAGAAACUCGAGAACUUGUCCAACACACCCCGAAGCGAGACAAGCAAUCCGAACGUAAACCAGGCCGUGUCAUUCUUCAGCCAUCUCCUCCAGCAUCUCACUCUACAUCGUCAGCCAGCAAUGGUAGUAUGUCUGGUUUCCCCCUCAGCUCCCAAUCAAUGGACUACAGCUCCUCCUUUACAGGAGCACCCCAGCCAUGUCAGCCCCCAACAUCUCACAUGUUCGAACGAAUCCAAUUCCAAAAAGCGACUGCCAACAACGGCAAGCGCCGUGCCCAGCAGCAAUAUUACAAUCUGGUCGUCGAGCUCUACGCCGAGAUUGCUAGCUCAGUCCCCGGUGAAACACAAUGGGUUCAGAUCGCCCGACGCCAUUCACACCCCAUGGUAGUGCGCGGUCGUUCACCCGGUCAUUACAAAGACGGACGACGUGGCAGUACCGCCAGCAUGGGUCCCGACGGUGCAGGAGCCGAUGGCAACUGUAGUAGCGGAUCCAUCCCACAAAGCCUGAGUCAAACAAGCCGCUCACACAUGUACAUGUAUGACGCGUCCCAUCGAAACGGUAUGCCUUAUGGCAGAUCCGAUUUCCGACAGGUGCCUGGGACAGAUCAUUCGCCUCUCAGUGACAGUCCUCUUAUCUCCUCGUCUUCUUCCUCGGGCUUUGAAUACUCCAUGAUUGAUACCAUGGAUCCCAUGGACACUAUCAAGUCAGAUCCCUACCUCAAGUCAGACCCAUAUCUCAAAUCGGAUCCAUACCUGAAAUCAGACCCCUAUCAGGAUCCAUCUUAUACAGGUUUUCCUAUUCACCAGCACCGUCAGUCGACUACUGGUGGUUAUGAGCCGAUAUAUUCUACGAGUUACAGUCGUUACGAUCCUAUUCAGAACUCGCAUAGUCUAUGCACUUGA
Penicillium nucicola is the source of this 1818-nucleotide messenger RNA. RefSeq lists its product as uncharacterized. Gene Ontology annotation, molecular function: DNA binding; DNA-binding transcription factor activity. The coding region runs from base 1 to 1818 and encodes 605 amino acids. The transcript is spliced from 4 exons. The record is from RefSeq and is a predicted model, not a curated record. Gene Ontology annotation, biological process: meiotic cell cycle; positive regulation of transcription by RNA polymerase II. Lineage: Eukaryota; Fungi; Ascomycota; Eurotiomycetes; Eurotiales; Aspergillaceae. Gene Ontology annotation, cellular component: nuclear chromosome.